This is a messenger RNA of Cordyceps militaris CM01, 2442 nucleotides long. RefSeq names its product cysteinyl-tRNA synthetase. The coding region runs from base 1 to 2442 and encodes 813 amino acids. The transcript has 2 exons. NCBI's taxonomy places the organism in Eukaryota, Fungi, Ascomycota, Sordariomycetes, Hypocreales, Cordycipitaceae. Gene Ontology annotation, molecular function: cysteine-tRNA ligase activity; ATP binding. Gene Ontology annotation, cellular component: cytoplasm. The record is from RefSeq and is a predicted model, not a curated record. Gene Ontology annotation, biological process: cysteinyl-tRNA aminoacylation.
AUGGCUUCUGACGGCCGCAAACAACCGCCGUGGACCCCCCCUCAACCCCGUCCCGAUGCUCAGCUGCCCCGUUUGAAGAUCUACAACAGCUUGACGAGAAACAAUGACGAUUUUGUCCCAGCUGACCCAACUGGAAAACUGGUAACGUGGUACGCGUGUGGGCCAACAGUUUACGAAGAUGCUCAUCUUGGUCAUGCCAAGAAUUAUGUCUCAACCGAUAUUAUCCGCCGCAUCAUGACAGACUACUUUGGCUUUCAUGUCAAGUUUGUCAUGAAUACAACUGAUAUUGAUGACAAGAUCAUCCUCGCCGCUCGCCAGCAGCACCUGCUGGCCCUCUUUGAGAAAGAACAUGCCGCUGAGGAUGGCUUGGUGAGCGACACAGUCUUGACUGUUGCCAAAGCAGCGCUUCGACAGUACAUCGCCAAGAACCUCCCAUCAUUGCCCUCUGAUACGGAUCUGGAUACAAUUUCCAAGGCUGUCGACAAAGUAUACGGAGAAAAGGUUGCUCCAACCGCCGUUGCCAAUCCCGCAGCUGCAAGGCAUAGUCAAGCUGUUACCGUCGACGAUCUACUUUUGAAGGCGCAUCUUGGGACGGCACAGUCAGCUAUCGAGGCUCUUCACAGCCCGCCCAAACUGCCCGAGUUUCUCGCCAAGACGAAUGAUAUCUUGCUCCCAUACCUCGAUGCUUUACAUGGUGCAGACGUUGACUCAAACAAUCACAAAAUAUAUCUCCAACGGACUCAGAAAUUCGAGCGCCGAUUCUUCGAGGACAUGGAUGCGCUCAAUGUCCUGCCGCCGCAUCAGCUCACUCGUGUGACUGAGUACGUCCCCCAGAUUGCCCAAUUUGUUGACAAGAUUGUGGCAAACGGCUUCGCUUAUGCAACGUCCGAUGGCUCUGUCUAUUUCGACAUUGACUCAUUCGAGAAGGCUGGGCAUAGCUACUCAAGAUUGGAGCCAUGGAAUAAGAACGAUCGCGCCCUUCAAGCUGAUGGCGAAGGUUCCCUGUCCAAGGGUGGAUCCAUGAAGCGAAGCCCGAAUGACUUUGCGCUGUGGAAAGCGAGCAAGCCGGGCGAACCAGCAUGGCCGAGUGUUUGGGGUCAUGGACGGCCGGGAUGGCAUAUUGAAUGCUCUGCAAUGGCUUCUGAUGUGCUUGGGAAGACGAUAGAUAUACAUUCCGGAGGAGUUGACCUUCGCUUUCCUCACCAUGACAAUGAGCUGGCACAAUCAGAAGCCUACUGGUCGACCCCUGGCUGCCAAGUGCAAUGGACAAACUACUUCAUCCACAUGGGACCACUGAGAAUUCGAGGUCUCAAGAUGAGUAAAAGCCUCAAGAACUACACCACCAUCCGAAGCGUUCUCUCUGAAAAGGAAUGGAGCGCACGAUCCCUCCGCAUUUGCUUUCUCCUUAUGCCUUGGCAAGACGCCAUUGAAGUGACCGAAGAGCUGAUGAAGGCCGUCUUCAGUUGGGAAGAUAAGCUCAACAACUUCUUUUUGAAGAGUUUGGACAUAUGGAAACAGUACAAUGCUCGACCCUCGACAAACCAAUCGCCUCGCGCCUCGGACCAACCUUUGCUAGAUGCACUGGAAAAGGCGAAAGCUAGCGUCGACGCAGCUCUGCUGGAUUCUUUCAAUACCUCAACUGUUAUGCGGGUCAUUGCGGAUCUCGUCACCGAGUUCAACUCGACGGAGGCAGUGUCAGACCAAACGAUUAUUCUGCUCGCCCAGUGGCUGACACGCAUGGUCACAAUAUUUGGCCUUGAUCGCGAAGGAGAUCUCAGUAUAAAAGACCGCGUAGGUUGGUCGGGUCUCGAGAUCCCUACGUCAGCAAAGCCGUACAUCUAUCCUGCGUCCCAAUUGCGCGACAAGGUUCGAACCUUGGCGCGUUCCGGCUCUGUGGAUUACACAGCUAUAGCCACACUUGCUGACGACGUUACACUCAUGGUGCCAGACUCGACGUCUGAAUCCUCCAAGCCAUACAACCAGGUGCUGCAGCAAUUUGGCUCUAGUAUUAAGGCUCUCGCACACCAGCAAGCCGCAGCAAAAGACCUUCUCGCGCUCUGCGACCAGCUGCGCGAUGUGCAUCUAUGGAAUUUAGGCAUAUAUCUUGAAGACCGCGCCUUGCAACCCGCUCUUGUUCGACCCCUGGAUAAGCUACUGGUAGAGGCACGGGCAGCGCAGGAAGAAGCUGCCGGUGCGAAGGCAGCAGCCAAACUGCAGCAGGAGGCCCGGGAGGCUGAGAAGGAACAGGAGUUGCACGAACGUGCCAAAAUUGAUCCCUCGUCGAUGUUCAGGACCUCGGGCGAAUACCUGGAGUGGGACGAAAGCGGUAUCCCGACCGUGGAUUCUACAGGGACUGUAAUCUCCAAAAAUAGACGUAAGAAAUUGGUCAAGGAUUGGGAGAAACAAAGUAAGUUACAUGAAGAAUGGCUCGCAAGGCAGUAG